Paramecium sonneborni is the source of this 452-nucleotide messenger RNA. The record is from the annotation of a GenBank genome assembly. Lineage: Eukaryota; Ciliophora; Oligohymenophorea; Peniculida; Parameciidae.
AUUGAUAAUAUUAAUAUAUUUCAAAGAGACACUGAUAAAUGUUCUGUUGCAAUUGUAAAAAGAAAUAAAGAGAAGAAAUUGGCUCUAUGAAAAAGAAGAGUAAGAUCUUAACUGUAAUUUUUUUAUUUAAUAUUUACUAGGAAUUCUCAGAAGAAAUAAACGAUGAAGCAAUGACACUCUACUAAUCACCAUUCUGUCAAAAUAUUUCAAUUAUGUUUUAAUAUGCAGCAGAGCCAAAUUCAAUGAGGUAAUAUUUAAAAGCUCAUUAAUUUAGAACAGGUUCUAAUACAAAGAUUACUAGAUCUGUUGAAAGACUUACAAAUACUCUGCCCUAAAUUAUACCUAGGAAAACAUCAUUUAAUAGUUUUAAAUAUAGUAAAACCAAUCAGAACACAAAAUUUGUUUCCACCAAAAAAGGAUUUACAUUAUUAGUGACUAAAACUAAUCCUUGA